CAUUAGUCCCGGAGCGUGCGGCUUGGGCAUCCGGAUCCGGAUCUGUGCUCGCGGUCUGGGGCCGGGCGCGGGGGUGGCGGGGGUCGCGGUGCCAUGGUUCUGAGCCCGGUGAUCGGGAAGCUGCUGCACAAGCGCGUGGUGUUGGCCAGCGCCUCCCCGCGCCGCCGGGAGAUCCUCAGCCAAGCGGGUCUCAGGUUCGAGGUGGUUCCGUCCAGAUUCAAAGAGAAGCUCGAUAAAGCCGCCUUCCCCACCCCUUAUGCUUACGCCAUCGAAACAGCGAAGCAAAAGGCCUUGGAGGUGGCCUCCAGGAUGCACCAGAAAGACCUCCGGGCCCCCGACGUCGUCAUCGGAGCGGACACCAUCGUGACGAUCGGGGGGCUGAUUCUGGAGAAGCCAGCGGACAAGCAAGACGCGUACAGGAUGCUCUCCAGGUUGAACGGGAAGGAGCACAGCGUGUUCACGGGCGUCGCCAUCAUCCACUGCUGCAGCGAAGAUGGCCAGCUGGACACGGACGUGUGCGAGUUCCACGAGGAGACCACGGUGAAGUUCUCGGAGCUGUCCGAGGACCUUCUGUGGGAGUACAUCGACAGCGGGGAGCCCAUGGACAAGGCUGGCGGCUACGGGAUCCAGGCCCUGGGCGGCAUGCUGGUGGAGUGUGUCCAUGGGGACUUCCUCAAUGUCGUGGGCUUCCCGCUGAACCACUUCUGCAAGAAGCUGGUGGAGCUGUACUGCCCACCCCGCCGCGAGGACGUGCAGCGGGUCAAGCACGAGUCCAUCCCUCCCGUGGACACCUUUGAGAUCGCGAGCGACGCUGCUCAGGGUGACGAGGGCUGCGGCCCCAGCAGGGCAGGGGUUGACGGUCACACCGGACAGGCUCCUGCUGGCCCCCAGGGCCCAGACACGAAUGGACUGGUGGAGAACCCGCCCCCCUUCCCGUCGGACCUUCUAGACCUCAUAGACGGCUUUAAAGCAUCCAAGGCUCUGUUCACGGCUUGCAAACUGAAGGUGUUUGAUGUACUGAAAGAGGAAGGCCCCCUGAAGGCGGUGGAUGUUGCACGCAAAAUUAACGCCUCUGUGUGUGGAACUGGACGGCUCCUGGAUGUCUGCGUGGCCCUGGGAUUACUGGAGAAGACAGACACAGGUAAGGGGACGUGCGAACCCUGUGGAGCCCCCUACCCUCAGAACCCCCGGGUGGCACCACAGCCAGUGCGCAGGCUCCCCUGGGCCCCCGUGUGUGUCUCCUCAAACCCCGUUCUGUUUCAGAGCAGGGACCGGAGGCUGCGUUUCAUGCGAGCCAUGCACGGCCUCGCCCAGCUGACAGCUCGCCAGGUGGCCACGGCCUUCGACCUGUCCCGAUUCACCUCUGCCUGUGACCUGGGAGGCUGCACAGGUGCGCUGGCCCGAGAGCUGGCCCGGGAGUACCCGCGUCUGAAGGUGACCGUGUUUGACCUCCCGGAGGUCAUCGAGCACGUGUCGAGUUUUCACCCCGAGGGACGGCAGCCAGAGCGCCUCCGCUUUGUGCCAGGUGACUUUUUCAAGGACGACCUCCCGGACGCACAGCUGUACGUCCUUUCCAGAAUUCUCCACGACUGGGCGGACGACAGAGUGCACGAGUUACUGAGCCGGGUGUCCCGCAGCUGCAAGCCAGGCGGUGGCCUCCUGGUGGUUGAGACGGCCCUGGACGAACGGCGAGCGGCCCGGGCCAGCCUGCCGGCGGCCUUGAACGCGCUGGUGCGGGCCCAGGGCAGGGAGCGCAGCCUGGCCGAGUACCGCAGCCUGCUGGGGCAGCAUGGGUUCUGGGACGUGCAGGUGGCGCAGGCGGGGGACAGGCUGGACGUGGUUCUGGGCACCAGAGCGUCGUCGGCGCCCUGAGGCUGCCAGCGCGUGACGCUCUCCCGGGAGGCUGAUGGGGGGUGGGGUGGGGAGGGGGCUGGAAGUUGGGCGUCGGGUGCAACAGUUACUCGGAUCAGCUUGUGUAACCAGGCGGAUUAAACCAGCAAAACGCA
Messenger RNA from Herpailurus yagouaroundi (jaguarundi), 2006 nucleotides. RefSeq names its product acetylserotonin O-methyltransferase like (gene ASMTL). Gene Ontology annotation, molecular function: nucleoside triphosphate diphosphatase activity; protein dimerization activity; O-methyltransferase activity. The transcript has 12 exons. Bases 94 to 1872 code for a protein of 592 amino acids. The record is from RefSeq and is a predicted model, not a curated record. Lineage: Eukaryota; Metazoa; Chordata; Mammalia; Carnivora; Felidae.